GCUCCACGAGUAGGAAGCGGCUUUCAGCGUCCUCCCGGGCGAGCGACAGCGGGCACUUUGAUGAAUCACGUGUGUCGAGGCCGUCUUAAAGAGAUAGGCACCUACUUUUCCUCCACCCUAAACACCGCCCCGAGGGCGUAGGCGACCGCGGUGAUUGCAGCUGCUUAGGGGCAGGGCUUGCCCCAGCGCUGAGUGGUGGCACCGGCGUGGUUUGCGUCGGGGUUGCCUGGGCUUGGGGAGACCCGGUGGCCUGGGAGCGGCGCUUGGCGGGCAACCCUCUCUGUCCCUGGACGCGGGACAUCCUGAGCGCUCCGAGGGGUUUUUGCCCUUGAGGAGACUUGGGGUUUCUGGGCGGCAGGUGACAGGGCCAGAGAAAGAUGGAGCAGCUCGGGGCGGCGGCGUCCGGAGCUGGAGGAGGCGGCGGCGGUGAGGAACACGGCGUGGGCCGGAGCAACAAGCGAGGCGCGGGGAACCGGGCCGCCAACGAAGAGGAGACGAAAAACAAACCCAAACUGAACAUUCAAAUAAAAACUUUGGCAGAUGAUGUGCGUGACCGAAUUACAAGUUUCAGAAGAUCUGCCAUCAAAAAAGAAAAACCUAUUAUUCAACAUCCUACUGAUUCUCAAGUUGCAAUGAGUGAGAUUCCUCCAGCUCAGAUCUUAUAUGAUGACCGAUCUCUGAUUUUAUCUGAAAAGGAAGUUCUGGACCUCUUUGAGAAAAUGAUGGAGGAUAUGAACCUUAAUGAAGAAAAGAAGGCUCCAUUGCGAGACAAGGACUUUAUCACCAAGCGUGAGAUGGUUGUCCAGUAUAUUUCUGCUACUGCCAAAUCUGGUGGCCUGAAAAACAGCAAACAUGAGUUCACCCUUUCUUCACAAGAAUAUGUUCAUGAGUUGCGUUCUGUCAUCUCAGAUGAGAAACUUCUCAACUGCCUGGAAUCUUUGAGAGUGUCCUUAACCAGCAAUCCUGUCAGCUGGGUUAACAACUUUGGCUAUGAAGGACUUGGAGUCUUACUGGAUGUGCUGGAGAAGCUUCUGGACAAAAAGCAGCAAGAAAAUAUCGACAAAAAGAAUCAGUACAAAGUCAUUCAGUGCCUGAAAGCAUUUAUGAAUAAUAAGUUUGGACUACAAAGGAUUCUAGGUGAUGAGAGAAGCCUUUUACUGUUGGCAAGAACAAUUGACCCGAAACAACAGAAUAUGAUGACUGAAACAGUCAAAAUCCUUUCUGCUAUUUGCAUUGUUGGGGAAGAGAACAUUCUAGACAAACUUUUAGGGAGCAUCACCGUUGCAGCUGAAAGAAAUAGCAGAGAACGAUUCUCCCCAAUUGUGGAAGGCUUACAAAACAAUGAAGCCUUGCAUCUCCAGGUGGCCUGCAUGCAGUUCAUAAAUGCACUUGUCACUUCUCCAUAUGAUCUUGAUUUUCGAAUUCAUUUGAGGAAUGAAUUCCUCCGUUGUGGACUAAAAGCAAUGCUCCCUAGUCUGAAAGAGAAAGAGAAUGAUGAGCUUGAUAUUCAGUUGAGAGUGUUUGAAGAGAACAAAGAAGAUGACCUAAGUGAAUUAUCCCACCGUCUCAAUGACAUUCGAGCUGAAAUGGAUGAUAUGAAUGAAGUCUACCAUCUUCUCUAUAAUAUGCUGAAAGACACUGCUGCUGAAGGUUACUUAUUAUCCAUCCUCCAACACUUUCUGCUCAUCAGAAAUGAUUACUAUAUCAGUAUGUCUGUGGGUUUUGUGUGCAUGUAUAUGUUUGUCUACAAUACUUGUGUAAACAAGGCAAAAGUUGAAGAAAGUGAGCAAAAAGCAAUGGAAUUUUCAAAGAAGUUCGAUGAAGAAUUCACAGCUCGUCAGGAAGCUCAAGCAGAGCUUCAGAAAAGAGAUGAAAAAAUCAAAGAACUGGAAACAGAAAUCCAGCAACUUCGAGCCCAGGGACCUCCAUCUGCAUUUCCAGGCCCAACUCCACCACCAGGUGCAGGACCAUGCUCACUACUGCCUCCUCCUCCAACACCAUCUCCACUUGCAGGAGUCGUUCCUCCUCCUCCUCCUCCUCCACCACCACUACCUGGGAUGCCUGGCAUUCCACCACCACCACCACCAGCAGCACCUUUGCUUGGAGUACCUCCUCCACCACCACCCCCUGAAGGAAUUCUUCUUCCUCUACCAGGACCAAUUGAGCUACCAUAUGGAAUGAAACAGAAAAAAUUAUAUAAGCCAGAAAUAUCUAUGAAAAGAAUCAACUGGUCCAAGAUUGAGCCUAAGGAAUUAUCUGAAAACUGUGUUUGGCUAAAACUUAAAGAAGAGAAGUAUGAGAAUCCAGAUCUAUUCGCAAAACUGGCCUUGACAUUUCCUUCCCAGAUGAAAGGUCAAAGGAAUGCAGAGGCUGCAGAAGAAAAUAAGAGUGUGCCUCCAAAGAAGAAAGUGAAGGAAUUGAGAAUUUUGGAUCCCAAAACAGCCCAGAAUCUGUCUAUCUUCCUUGGAUCUUACCGCAUGCCAUACGAGGAAAUAAAGAACAUUAUUUUGGAGGUUAAUGAACAAUUGCUCAGUGAGGCCCUAAUUCAGAAUCUUGUAAAAUAUCUUCCUGAGCAGAACAUACUCCGAGAACUAGCACAGCUUAAGAAUGAAUAUGAUGAUCUCUGUGAGCCUGAACAGUUUGGUGUUGUGAUGAGCUCGGUGAAAAUGUUACGGCCUCGUCUCAUGAGCAUCCUUUUCAAACUCACCUUUGAAGAACAUGUCAACAACAUCAAACCAAGCAUCAUAGCAGUAACUCUUGCAUGUGAAGAACUGAAGAAAAGUGAAAGCUUUAACAAACUCUUAGAGUUGAUUCUUCUUGUUGGAAACUACAUGAACUCAGGCUCACGGAAUGCCCAGUCUCUGGGUUUUAAGAUCAACUUUCUGUGUAAGAUCAAAGACACAAAAUCAGCAGAUCAAAAAUCAACCCUUUUGCAUUUUCUUGCUGAAAUCUGUGAUGAGAAAUACCGAGAUAUCCUGAAAUUUCCUGAAGAGCUGGAGCAUGUGGAAAGCGCAAGCAAAGUUUCAGAUCAAAUACUCAAGAGCAACCUUGUAGCAAUGGAACAAAGCAUUCUUCACCUGGAACAUAGCAUCAAGACUUUCCCCAAACCAGAAUCUCACCUUGAUAAGUUUGUGGAAAAGAUGAUGAGCUUUACACAGCAUGCCAGAGAACAGUAUGACAAACUGUCUACCAUGCACAACAAUAUGUUGAAGCUCUAUGAGAGUCUUGGAGAAUACUUCAUUUUUGACCCGAACACAGUAACCAUAGAAGACUUUUUUGGCAAUCUCAACACCUUCAGAACCCUAUUUUUGGGUGUUGCUAACACAUCAACACAGACAAUGGGUCCACUUCCUGCAGCUACUGCUGCUGCAGCCACUCCUGCUGUCCGCACAGUUCCUGGGUAUAAAUACGCUGCAGGAGUCUGCAGUCUCCAGCAACAUCUUAAUGCCCAGCCACAAGUUACCAUGCAACAGCCUGCUGUUCAAGUGCAAGGUCAAGAACCUUCAACUGCUUCCAUGUUGGCAUCUGCGCCCCCGGAAGAGCAAAAGCAAAUGUUGGAGGGUGAUGAGACUGGAGUGAUGGAUAAUCUUCUGGAAGCCCUACAGUCAGGUGCAGCGUUCAGAGACCGCAGAAAGCGAAUUCCAAGGAAUCCAGAUAAGGUUAUGGUGUGA
Mastomys coucha (southern multimammate mouse) is the source of this 3671-nucleotide messenger RNA. RefSeq names its product diaphanous related formin 2 (gene Diaph2). The record is from RefSeq and is a predicted model, not a curated record. Gene Ontology annotation, biological process: actin filament polymerization; actin cytoskeleton organization. Gene Ontology annotation, molecular function: small GTPase binding; RNA binding; microtubule binding. The coding region runs from base 378 to 3671 and encodes 1097 amino acids. Gene Ontology annotation, cellular component: cytoplasm; actin filament. NCBI's taxonomy places the organism in Eukaryota, Metazoa, Chordata, Mammalia, Rodentia, Muridae. The transcript has 27 exons.